UGCUGAAAGUACAAGAGCGGGAAGGGAAACAAAGCGUAGCAGAGGACGAGGAGGAGGUAUGGAAGGAGGGAGGAAGCAGAGUGCAGUAGGAGGGGCCAUGCAGGAGGAGGUAUUGAAUUUUGGCCAAUCAAAAAAAGGUGUCUUGUCUGUUCGUCAUUAGCAUGUGGGACUGUAAAUAGAGCGGGCGCGAAGCGGGCGCCAGUCAUUUUCUGUUUGUUUACACGAGAAGCAGCAUUAUGCCCGAUCCAGCCAAGACCGCGCCCAAGAAGGGAUCAAAGAAAGCCGUGACCAAGACGGCCGGCAAAGGAGGCAAGAAGCGCAGAAAGUCCAGGAAGGAGAGCUACGCCAUCUACGUGUACAAGGUCUUGAAGCAGGUGCACCCUGACACCGGCAUCUCAUCCAAGGCCAUGGGCAUCAUGAACUCCUUCGUGAAUGAUAUUUUUGAGCGCAUCGCCGGUGAGUCUUCUCGUCUGGCUCAUUACAACAAGCGCUCCACUAUCACCUCCAGGGAGAUCCAGACCGCCGUGCGCUUGUUGCUUCCCGGCGAGCUGGCCAAGCACGCCGUGUCCGAGGGUACAAAAGCCGUCACCAAGUACACCAGCUCCAAGUGAAGCGCGUUACCGCCGUCUUCAUCAACCCAACGGCUCUUUUAAGAGCCACCCACUUUCCAUACAAAGAGUAAUUUUCUCUCUUUCGUUUUCUCUCUCGCUGUGUGUGUGUGAGAGAGAGCGGGAGGGGAACUUCUGAAGCGCUGCACUCCCGCGGAUGUUCAGGCUUUUUGGGUAAUUCUAGCAGUCUGCUAAAUGCAGAGAUGAGUAAAUCUAAACAGGGUUGUAGCACGGUUUCGGGGGUUGUAUAAUCUGAGCAAUGCAAAAUGGGACGUUAGCAGCACAAAGUUAUUUGUAUUAAGAUUGUAGCAACAGGAAGUAGUUGAAAAUGGUUUUCUACUAGCACAUAAUCAUUCUACAUCAGGGGUGCCCAAACGUUUUCCUGUGAAGGGCCAAAAAUCAAACUUGAUUGAGGGCUGUGGGCCAAAAGUAAAUGUUGCAUUAUACCAAACUGUAUUAUAUUAAAAUUAAAGUUGCCAUGGUUCUUAUUUAUCAUUUCAUAAUAUUUACAAAUAAAUAAAUUAAUAGAAAACGUUAGUCUGUAUCUGCUUCACUAAUGCAGUUUUAUUUUCAGAGUUCUAUAGUUCAAUGAAACUUAUAGUAUAAUUAAAACAUAGAACCAAUCCCAUUUAUAAUACAUGUUCAAUACCUCAUACAACUAUUCAAGCUAUAAGCAAUACAGCCACAUGUCUGCAAUAUCAGUGACCUCUAAUGAGACACAUGAAGCUGGUCCUUAUUUUUCAAAAGUAUUUCCAAAUUGGGAUGCAGUGGACUUACUGUCAAAGUCAGGAUAUUAUGGUGGUGAGAGUCAGUUACUUUGCAUCUCAGUUUACACUUGUUUAGGUUCAUCAGACUGAAAGUCUGUUCACAGUGGUAGGUACUGCCAAACAGAGACAGCAUCACUUGUGCCUGUUUGCCCAUCUGUACCUGUUUGCUGGGACACAUUUGUAGAAGUCUGUCAAGGGAAGGGACCUGAACUUGUGUUUGAGUUCUGAA
Ictalurus punctatus (channel catfish) is the source of this 1604-nucleotide messenger RNA. RefSeq names its product histone H2B-like. Gene Ontology annotation, cellular component: nucleosome. NCBI's taxonomy places the organism in Eukaryota, Metazoa, Chordata, Actinopteri, Siluriformes, Ictaluridae. Bases 237 to 611 code for a protein of 124 amino acids. The transcript has a single exon. Gene Ontology annotation, molecular function: structural constituent of chromatin; protein heterodimerization activity; DNA binding. The record is from RefSeq and is a predicted model, not a curated record.